Elgaria multicarinata webbii is the source of this 1887-nucleotide messenger RNA. RefSeq names its product spatacsin-like. The record is from RefSeq and is a predicted model, not a curated record. The transcript has 10 exons. Gene Ontology annotation, biological process: axo-dendritic transport; synaptic vesicle transport; chemical synaptic transmission. Lineage: Eukaryota; Metazoa; Chordata; Lepidosauria; Squamata; Anguidae. The coding region runs from base 1 to 1326 and encodes 441 amino acids. Gene Ontology annotation, cellular component: synapse; cytoplasm; axon.
AUGGUGAAGGUGGUGCGCGGCGGCGGAUUCGAGGGCAUCCGCUGCAUCACGCACGUGUUGAACCUGGUGGAGCUGGGCUGUUCCUUCGGUGAGCUCUCCGCCCAUGAUUCUGAGAAGCUGCUUCGGGUGAUCCUGUCCUCCCAGCAGCCAGACAGGGGCAAGAAGGCCCAGGCCUUCCUCACCACCCAGGGGCUGGAGCCAGAGAUGGUGGCGGAGCUCGUGGCUGAGGAAGUCACCCGAGAAGUGCUGGCGCCUUUGCAAGGAAAAGGGGAAAAGCAAGUCUUAAAUCCAGCAGAGGAGAGCGAGGCGUUCCUGCAGUUGGCCAAACUGUGCCAGGACCCCACCCUGGUUGGCGUGAAGCUAUUGGAUAAAAUUUCAUCUGUCCCUCACGGGGAGCUUGCCUGCACUACAGAGCUCCUGAUCCUCGCCCAUAAUUGCUUCAGCCUCACGUGUCAUAUGGAAGGGAUUAUUCGCGUUCUCCAAGCUGCCCGAACGCUCACGGACGAACACUUAGCACCCAGCGAAGAAUACGGCCUUGUUCGACUUCUCACUGGCAUCGGCAGGUACAACGAGAUGGCCUACAUCUUUGACUUGCUGCAUGAGAAGCACCACUUUGAGGUGCUAAUGAGAAAGAAGUUGGACCCGAGCGGGACCCUCAAGACAGCGCUGCUGGACUACAUCAAGCGCUGCCGCCCAGGAGACAGCGAGAAGCACAACAUGAUCGCCCUCUGCUUCAGCAUGUGCCGGGAGAUUGCGGAGAACCACGAGGCGGCAGCCAAUGUCCAGCUGAAGCUCAUUGAAUCCCAGCCUUGGGGAUGCGAAGAGGACUUCUGUGUGCGUCAGUCCUUGCGCUGCAAGAGGCUGACAAAGCUCAUUACGCUGCAGCUCCACUUCCUGAACACCAACCCCAAAACCAAGCUGAUCAACCUGAGCCAGAAGAGCCUGCUGGAAUGUGCCAUGUCCCUGCCCAGGUUCUACCCGGCGGCAGUCGUGGCUGAGGCCUAUGACUUCGUUCCGGACUGGGCUGAAGUCCUGUAUCAGCAAGUGAUUGUAAAGGAGGACUUCAGCUACCUGGAGGAGUGCAAGCAGCGUGGCCUGCUCAAGGCGAGCACCUUUGAGGAAAUUGCCCAGGAGUUCAAGCAGCGUGCAGGCAAUGAACCGGCUCUAAAAAACCUGAAGAAGCUGUUGACCUAUUGUGAUGAUAUCGAUGUGUAUUACAAACUAGCUUAUGACAACCAGUUCUACGACGUAGUGAACAUGCUUCUGAAGGAUUUCCACAUUGGCAAGAACACACGUGAAAUAAUAAAAUGGUUCUUUGCUUUCUGACCUACAUUGAUAGUGGAGGAAUGUCUCAAAGGUGCAAAGGUGAUCUUAGGACUUUGCACUGCUUUUAGGUCUAACUUUUGUGUCAUUAAACUUUAUUACUAAAUUUAUUAUUCGGGUUAUGAACGGAACAGCGGAGUCUUAAAAGACAGAGACUACAAUCCUGUUGUAGAACUCCGUUAAAUUUUACUGAUCGUAUUGCUUCGUGACUCCUCUGUCUCAAAGUUACAUUUCUCCCAAAUCAUUUUAAAUUCCUUUUACUGUAUGGUGGUUAAAACUACUGUUAAGCCAAGAGCAAGUAACACACUGGCCAAAUGUCAACGCCAGAUUAAGGUUGUCUCUGGCCAGCGCAGUAUUGAAGUCCAGUGCGCAUGCAACAUUUACACAUGCGCACCCUUCAGCCCUUAUUUGCCAACCGUGAAAUUCCCCCAGCAAUUCAUCUCAGAUACAAGGGAAUUGAAAUAACACUUUUUCCAAGGAGAUACAACAGAAAGAUAUCAUGUAAUUUUGUUUUAUUUAACGGCUGUAGCUCUCAAGCGUGUUAAAUUAAAUUGCUAUAACAAA